CGAGUGCUUUAUUAUGCAGAUGUCAGUCACAGUUUCAUCCUUAAGGUUGAAUUGAAUUUCAUUCCACUCCCCCCCCGUAAAGCAGGGAAAUCAUUCUCUGUAUGGAUGAGGAAUACAGCAGAUCCUCCCCAAAACUACAGUAUGUGCUCUCAGGGCUCACUGAGUUUCCCUUUUAAUUUAAAAGUAAUUUGUUCAUUCUUUCCAGUUAACAUCAAUUUGGAGAUGUGUCCUUGUAAGGAUGAGUCACCUCGUGCCAGGAGUUUGAGCCUUAUUUUGCCUUCAGAGACCCUUUUAAAGUAAAAUUUCUCAUGUGCAGAACUUGCUCUAAUAAUGUCCAAGGGUGACCUCUCCAAAGGCUUGGUGCUUUUCUCUUGGCUGUUCUUGUGAGGAAUGGUGCUCUUCACCUUUUUUGCCCAAUGGGAGGAUAGCUGCCACAAGCCAGUGCUUGCAAAACACCUCCAAAUGUGAGGGGGAAAGCCGUGAUGUGUCAUUAAGGGUUCAGAGAAACGAGGAGCUGUUUUGAAGGUACUUUCAGGGCUUUCCUAUCACUGCUGAGGCUGAAGAGCCUUUUCACUUGGAGGCAGCCCUGCUUUUAGAGAAGAGGAGCACGCCAAGGGGGAAACGGAGGAGAAAACAUCUGUGGGGCCGUGGGAUGACAGUGACAGAGUGCUGCGUGCGGUGACGGUGAAUGGUUCUUGGUGCUGGUGUAGAAAGCCUGGAAAAUAUUCCUGGGCUGAUGCCCAGGCAGAAGCUGUGUGCUUCUGAAGUUGAGAUGGAGCGUUCGUGUUAAGAAAAUUGGUUGUGAUUUUGUCCUUGAAAACAAAUGCAACGGUCGUUUCUGAGCUUUGUGAGAUUAGGGUAUGCCAACAGGGAGCUGCGCUUGGAUGUUCUCAGCGGCGUUCCUUUAUCGUCUCCCUCCCUCCCCACGUUUUCCCGUCCUGCUGCGCUCAGAAAUUGGCGUGACCCGACCCGGAGCCGCGGGGAUGGCAUGCGGGCUGUGCUGGCACUGCUGGGAGGUGGAUGGGAGCCCUCUGCCCUGGCUCCGGAGUCGCGAGACAUCUGCUCGACUUGUUUGCGGCUUCCUGUUUGGCAUCUUUUGGGCAGAAGGGAGCUGGCAGAGGCUGAAGGAGGGAAUUUGAGUCACUCGGGAGCCCUUUGCCAGAAAGCGUCUGACUCAGCCCAACUGCGGAGAAAUGAAUGUGGGAUCCAGCUGCCUCGCAGGGUGGGAACCUAUUCAUGAGUGGGAAAGGGUUGGUCAUCUACCCGGAGAUUGGGGACAAACUGGACAUUAUCUGCCCCAAGGCGGAGCCGUCCAAGCCUUACGAGUACUACAAGCUGUACCUGGUGAAAAAGGAUCAGGCAGAUGCCUGCAGCACUGUCAUGGACCCCAACGUGCUGGUGACAUGCAACCGGCCCGAGCAGGAGAUCCGCUUCACCAUCAAGUUUCAGGAGUUCAGCCCCAACUACAUGGGCCUGGAGUUCAAGCGGCAGCAGGAUUACUUCAUCACAUCCACCUCUAAUGGGACACUGGAUGGCCUGGAGAACCGGGAAGGAGGGGUCUGCCAGACGCGCUCCAUGAAGAUCGUCAUGAAAGUGGGGCAGGAUCCAAACGCGGUGAUCCCGGAGCAGCUGACGACGAGUCGGCCCAGCAAGGAGGCAGACAACACCGUGAAAAUCGUGACACAGAGCCCACGCCACAAAGUCCCCACGGUGGAGGAGCCUGGGAAGCCAGGCUCCGUCAACCAGAACGGCCAGGAGACCCAAGGUCCCAGCGACGGGUUCUUGAGCUCCAAGGUCGCCGUUUUUGCCGCCAUCGGCGCAGGCUGCGUCAUCUUCAUCCUCAUCAUCAUCUUCCUCGUCGUCCUCCUGAUCAAGAUCCGCAAGCGGCACCGGAAGCACACGCAGCAGCGGGCCGCAGCCUUGUCCCUCAGCACCUUGGCCAGCCCCAAAUGCAGCGGGAACGCCGGCUCAGAGCCCAGCGACAUCAUCAUCCCCUUACGGACUACAGAGAACAACUACUGCCCGCACUACGAGAAGGUGAGCGGGGACUACGGGCACCCCGUCUACAUCGUGCAGGAGAUGCCCCCUCAGAGCCCAGCCAACAUUUACUACAAGGUGUGAGGAGCAGCCUGGGCAUGCCAUGCAGGAGCGCCCGAUGGGGCCGGCGGCGGGAGGCAGCGUGGUGCCCGGCCGCGGCACGGCGCGGGAGCGCAGGGGUCUGGCGCCUGGCAGCGCCGUGCUCACCCGUGCGCUGCCUCUCCCUCUUUGUAUUUAGUUUUGUAGUUCUCAGCUUUUGUAAUCCCAAGACUUUGAGGGUGAGUCGCCAGCAUCCUCCUCUCCUGCUCGGACUGUGGCUGCAGCGCGCGCUCUGCCUUCCCGCGCCCGCCUGCGCGCCUCCGGCACCCGCGGACUCCCACCUCCCCUUCUGCACUUUGGGAUUUGCCCUCGUCGCCUCCACGCCAAGUGCCCGUGCGGGGGGCCUGGGAGCUGCGACGGACGCCGAGAGCAGCAGCGAGGAGCCCUGGGAGGAGGAGGAUGCUUCGCCCAGGUGCCGAGAUGCAGAGAACUGUGCAGGGAGGAAGCUGGCAAACCCGAUUUACUACUACUACUAUUAUUAUUAUUAUAAUUAUUUUAAUUUUUUUGUAACAUUUUUAUUUUUGUGAAUCGUGGCGGGACCCCCCCGCCCUGGGCACAUGCCACAGCCUCCUUCCAGCACGCCGUCCUGCUGGCGCAGGCAGAUCCGCCGCUGCCGUUUUAAACUUUUGUGUUCGUAGCUGUUGACUCUUGUUUUAGUCUCUUUAUAAAAAGAAAGAAAGAAAGAAAAAAAAAAAAAUAAUCACAUAAAUGAUGUCUCAAGCAUUCAGCGCGUGGGGCUCCAAGCACUCCUUCUGCCUGUGGAGCAGCAGCAAUCCUGGGCAACCCCAGGGCAUCCUCCUGCCCAGGGCUCCGGGCAGUAUGGGGCAGAGGAAGGCCCCUUGCAGGUUCCCGUCAGGCUGGGACUGCUGGAAGCAAAAUGUGGAGCAGCUGGGGGUGCAGGGAGGGCAGGGCUGGCAGCACGUCCCUUGUCACCGCUCCCGUCCCAGAGCUGGGGCUGCAGGUGGCUGGCCCGGGGUGCAGCCCUGCAGCGCUUCUCCUUGGAAAGCAAAACUGGAAAACAAUCAUACAGGACAUUGCCAGGAGCAAGCUGAAGUCUGGGUCACCAUCCAUCCAUCCUUCCAUCCAUCUUUCCAUUCAUCCAUCCAGGUAGGGCUGCUCACCCUCGGAGAGCUUCACCCCCCUCCUUGUCACCUCAGCCUCAUCGUGCCCUGGCUCGUGUUUGCAGGGGAGGUAUUGCGGUGCCGCAGCGCUCAGUGCUCCACGUGCAGCCAUCCCGCAGCCUCUGAUGCAGUUUCUCCAAGCCCAGCCCCCCUGGUUGCUCACCCAGCCCCCCCAUCACACCGCGCUGUGCCGCUGCCUGGCCCAUCUCAUGCCCUGAAGUGGAAGGGCUGAGCUUUGGACUGUCCUGGUGGGACGCUCCCAGCUCUCUGCCACCCUGGAUGCACGCUGGGGCCGGCGAUAACAGCCCUGUGCCCUGCCCUUCUCAGCCCUCGCGUUCCUUUUUCCUUUCAGAAGUAGCUGCUUUUGCUCAGGGAGUGAGUGUGGGGCGAGGGGGGGCUGCUGCCUGCCAUGUGCCCCUGGCCCCGCUUCUCGCCCUGCUCCGGGCACGUGCCUGCGGCUCCAAACUGGGCUGCAAAGUGCCCAAAGAGCGAGAGAGCUGCUCUGCCAAAGUGCCUUGAUGAGGAGAGGGCCGGGGUGGCAGGAGGGGGCAGCCCCGCUGUGCCAUCGGGGAGGGGUUGGGGCAGGAGUGCGGUCCUGAGCGGAGCGUUCCUUUGUGUUGCUUUGGUUGUGUUGUUUUGAGGUCGGGAUGGAGCAGUGCGGGCGGCCCCAGCUCUGCUCUCCUCCUCUGUGUGGGCAUCCCUCUCUCCUCACCCUCCCACAGAACGCCCUCCAGACCCCCUCAGCCCUUUGCCUUCCCCUACGGAUGUCUAUGCAGAUGCUGUGCUGCGCCGGCGCUGCCCCAGGCUGUGGGCUCUGCUCUCCAUCGCGGUAAAUUGUGUCUUAAAAAAAAAAUAA
Messenger RNA from Lagopus leucura (white-tailed ptarmigan), 4113 nucleotides. It is a transcript of the gene EFNB1, whose product is annotated as ephrin B1. The transcript is spliced from 5 exons. NCBI's taxonomy places the organism in Eukaryota, Metazoa, Chordata, Aves, Galliformes, Phasianidae. Gene Ontology annotation, cellular component: plasma membrane. The record is from RefSeq and is a predicted model, not a curated record. Gene Ontology annotation, biological process: ephrin receptor signaling pathway; axon guidance. The coding region runs from base 1198 to 2121 and encodes 307 amino acids. Gene Ontology annotation, molecular function: ephrin receptor binding.